ACUGGAUAACCCCAUGUCGACCCCACAGACUCAGAAUGCUUGGUUGGCAACUGCGAAGGGCGAACCCUCCGAGGUCUUACAACUUGACGAGAGUGUGCCGGUGCCAAAGCUGAACUGUGGAGAGGUCCUGGUAAAGGUGCAAGCUACAGCUCUCAAUCCAAUUGGUUACAAGAUCAUGACACUAUUCCCGAACUUCCUGAUAAAGCGACCUUACAUUCCAGAGCACGACCUCGCGGGCAUCAUUGUAGAUGCCAAUGGCACCGAGUUCCAGAACGGGGACGAGGUCUUUGGUUUUAUACCACCUCAACCCAGUCUAAAAGCGCACUCCGGUACAUUAGCUCAGUAUACUCGUAUAUCAGCCUCUCACGUCGUCCGUCGCCCUAUAAACAUCACGCCUACUCAGGCGGCCGGCAUUCCUGUCGCUGCCUUGACAGCCUACCAAGCCCUGUUUAACGUCGCACACCUCAAACCCGAGCAACACGUCUUUAUCAAUGGCGGCAGCACAUCUGUGGGCGCUUUCGCGAUUCAGUUUGCAAAGGCUAUUGGUUGCAACGUCACUGUGAGUGCUUCCGGAAGGAAUGAAGCGUUCGUGCGCUCCCUAGGCGCUGACGGGUUUUUUGACUAUACAACUGGCCCUCUGCAUGCGAGGCUCGCCUCCAACCCUCCCUCUUCCAAGUAUCACGUCUUUUUCGAGACAGUAGGCCUACUCGACCUUUCCCUGUACACCCACAGUGAAUCCUAUCUGACACCGGGCGGUACCUUCGUAUCUGUUGGUGCGGUCGAGUCAAAGGCCUACGAGGUCUCAUAUAUUGGCAAGCUGCUCUGGACAGUAUUCCUGCAUCCUCGCUGGCUUGGUGGUACCAAGCGGACUUAUAAGAUGAUCAUGGUCGACAACAAGCGCAAGGAUCUCGAGAUUGUGGCUCAGCAUGUUCGAGAUGGCAAGAUCAAGCCUUUGGUGGAUUCGGUGUUUGCCUUCGAGAACGUUCUGAAGGCUUAUGAGCGGAUCAUGACCAGCCGCGCGACAGGUAAAGUGGUCGUAAGAGUGGAUCCUGAAGCAGAAUGA
Postia placenta MAD-698-R-SB12 is the source of this 1063-nucleotide messenger RNA. RefSeq lists its product as hypothetical. The transcript has 6 exons. Gene Ontology annotation, cellular component: mitochondrion. Lineage: Eukaryota; Fungi; Basidiomycota; Agaricomycetes; Polyporales; Adustoporiaceae. The coding region runs from base 14 to 1063 and encodes 349 amino acids. Gene Ontology annotation, molecular function: oxidoreductase activity. The record is from RefSeq and is a predicted model, not a curated record.